AAGAUCAGUUAUUGUCCAGUCGUUGAUCACGUCAGUUGUAGCUUUAGCUUUAUUUUCAAAUGGAAUAUCUUGGAAUUGUGAAGUUAAAAUCGAAUUCCUUCAAACUAAAUAAGCUUAAAUGGCAAAUCAAUUUGAAUUUAAAAUUCUCAAAUUUUCAAAAAAUAAUUUUAAUUGUUUCAAUAAUUCUUGCCAUAAAAUAUUACAAUGGACCUGCUGAAAAUGUCUAUUUUAAACAGCGAUGGCUUGAUGGAAAAACAUUAAAAGAAGCGAGUAGCAACAAGCUGUUGAAGCCAUGGCAUCAGUCGUUGACAUCCAAAAAUAUAUUUUUCCAUGAAACAAGCUUAAUUGAAGACGGAAUAAUAAGGUUAAAUGCAAGGCAGGCAUGUGCUAUAGAAUCGGCAGCACUGACAAACCCGAAUCACAAUAUUUUCGUCAUGUUUGCCUCACAAGUUGGAUUCAGGAACACAUCGGAACUGCCAAUUAUUGAUGCACUGCUUUCAUAUCCGAAUAUUAAUUUGAAUUAUUUAAAUGUCACAAAAUAUGCUGAGAACACGCCGCUAGAAAAUUGGAUCAAGACUGACGCAUUAUUUAGGUCUAAGUAUGUAGCUGUUCAUACUGCGGAUGUCUUGAGAUUACUUUCAUUAUUUAAGUAUGGAGGAUCUCACAUAGAUUUAGAUAUUGUUGUGAUGCAGUCGUUGGAUUCGCAAGGAGCUCAGAAUUUUGCAGGAGCUGAGGAACAUGACUCAGUUAAUAAUGCAUUUAUACAUUUAACUGGUGAAUCUGGUCACAAAAUUGCUGAAAAGCUGGUUGGAGAAAUCAAAAAUAAUUUUAAUGGACGAGAUUGGGCUCACAAUGGACCACGGGCACUUACUAGAGUCCUAUCCAAAAUAUGCGGAACUAAGGAUGUUAAAAAGAUGACUGAAAAUGACAUUUGUGAAAAUUUUAAAGUUUUACCGAUCGAGAAGUGCUACAACAUUACAUGGUUUGAGAAUAGAAUGUUUUUUGAGGAAAAGCACUUGGAACGGACACUUGAUCGAUUGAUGGAUUCACUGAUGGUUCACAUUUGGAACUCCCAAAAUGCCAAAAUACCUUUAACAAAAAAUGACAAUGUUGCUUACAUUCAUCUGGCUAGAAAAUACUGUCCGAAGACACUCAAGGCAUGUGAUAAGUUUUGAUUUCUUGAAAGGUUUUAGAACUUUGUCAACUUGGCUGCUUAAGGGCUGUUCAUAAAUGACGAUCAAGAUUUUAUCAAAUUUGUAAAUAAAAAGAACUCAAAAUUGC
Messenger RNA from Chironomus riparius, 1281 nucleotides. The record is from the annotation of a GenBank genome assembly. NCBI's taxonomy places the organism in Eukaryota, Metazoa, Arthropoda, Insecta, Diptera, Chironomidae.